UUUGUUCCUAUUCCUCGCUAUUCCUGUCGUAUUCCUGCCGGAAUAGCGAGGCGGAUAGCGAGAACUGGAGAGAUGGAGAGGGUUUUCUCAGUGGAGGAGAUCGCCGAUCCCUUCUGGGCCCCUUCGCCGGCGGCUACCGGAGGAGGACGAGGAGCUCCUCGAGGUGUCAUGAACCGAAGUUCGUCGGAAUGGUUCUUUGAGAAGUUCUUGGAAGAGGCGUCAGUCCCUGAGAAGCAGGCAUCGUCCCUGAUAGUACCGGCGUUGGGGGAUUCGAUGGUUGGCAAUCGUGGGGAUGCUAAUGCUCCGGCUCCUUCUGUGGUUUCUUCGAGCUCUAAUGGCGCGAAGAACGAUGAUGAGGUCGUUGAGAUCAAGAUUAUAGAUGGUGAUUUUGAUCGUGGUGAUGCCUCUGGGACGCAGCGGCCGGAGGAAAUGGAGGCUGGUAUGGAUCCGGGUGAGUAUGCGGCGUUUCUCAAGCAGAAGCUCGACAUGUAUUGCGCCGCCGUUGCCAUGUCGCGGGGUUCUGGUGUACAACCUCAAGAUUCUUCUUCUCUAGCUGAAAUCAACUCACAAGCUUCACAUACUUCCCAUUCACCUAAAGGUGGUGGAGCAGUUGGCACUUUGGGUUUACAUGUUGAACAAUACUCAAAAAUUCAAGGCAAGCCUGCAAACAGUAGUUCUUCAAGAGAACAAUCGGAUGAUGAUGAUGAAGUUGAAGGUGAAGCAGAAAUAACAAAAAAUAAAGACCCUUCUGAUUUGAAACGUGUAAGGAGAAUGCUUUCAAAUCGGGAAUCAGCACGGCGCUCCAGAAGAAGAAAGCAAGCACAUUUGAGUGAGCUUGAGGCACAGGUUUCACAGUUAAGAGUUGAAAACUCCUCAUUGUUGAAGCGCCUCACUGACAUAAAUCAGAAAUACAAUGAAGCUGCAGUUGACAACCGAAUUCUAAAAGCUGAUGUGGAAACUUUGAGAGCUAAGGUGAAAAUGGCCGAGGACAGUGUGAAGAGAGUAACAGGUGUAAAUCCCAUGUAUCCAACCAUGUCGGACAUGUCAUCAAUUACUGUGCCCUUUUCUGGAAGCCCUUCGGACGCAACCUCAGAUGCUGCAGUUCCUGUCCAAGAAGAUCAGAGUCACUUUUUUCAGGCUUCCCAGCAUGAUCAAGGUUUCGGUGCCCACCUUCCUGAUGCUACUACUGCUACUUCGGUAACUGAGAGUGCCCAUGGUGUUGUUGCUCCGGAAAAUACCAGAAGGACUGCAUCGAUGCAGCGGGUGGCCAGCUUGGAGCAUCUCCAGAAACGGAUGCAUGGUGGUUCAAACAUUUGUGGAUCGACCCAAUGGGAUACUUCUGCCAACAAUAAGUAAAACCAGUUAUAAUAAACCCGAUAACUGUGCAUCUUGUCGCCUUUGGAAUCAAAAUUUAUCUGAUUUGGGGCACAAUGCCCUGUCUUAUUUGUUCUGAUGCUAGAUAUCAUCAGCUAUUCAGUUGGAUCAUUGUUCAUCCUUAUAUUAAAAAUGGUUAAUUUAUAAAACUUGUGUACCAGCAUUCAGGCAGUGAAAUGUAUGAAUGCAUGUAUGAAAUUGUGUAUGAAAACAAUGAUAUUGAACCUAGUUUUGUAAUUUGUUGUAAGUCAUUAUUUUUAAAAACUUAGGAAUGGAGAUUGCAGCAAGGUUAAUUAUUA
Dioscorea cayenensis subsp. rotundata (Guinea yam) is the source of this 1673-nucleotide messenger RNA. Its product is annotated as light-inducible protein CPRF2. Gene Ontology annotation, biological process: regulation of DNA-templated transcription. Gene Ontology annotation, molecular function: DNA-binding transcription factor activity. The coding region runs from base 73 to 1356 and encodes 427 amino acids. NCBI's taxonomy places the organism in Eukaryota, Viridiplantae, Streptophyta, Magnoliopsida, Dioscoreales, Dioscoreaceae. The record is from RefSeq and is a predicted model, not a curated record. The transcript has 6 exons.